Daktulosphaira vitifoliae (grape phylloxera) is the source of this 703-nucleotide messenger RNA. Its product is annotated as PCNA-associated factor-like. Gene Ontology annotation, cellular component: nucleus. Lineage: Eukaryota; Metazoa; Arthropoda; Insecta; Hemiptera; Phylloxeridae. The transcript is spliced from 3 exons. The coding region runs from base 146 to 490 and encodes 114 amino acids. Gene Ontology annotation, molecular function: chromatin binding. Gene Ontology annotation, biological process: translesion synthesis; regulation of cell cycle. The record is from RefSeq and is a predicted model, not a curated record.
UUAGUAAAUGGGAUAAUUCGGUCGACUGUCUGGCAUUCUGUUUAACAAUGAUCCUACACUAACAUUAUUGUAAUUACAAUUGAUCAAAAUUUGAAAAAUUAUUCUAUUUUAUUAUUAUUUUUAUAUUACACUCAAUAAAUUAGCAAUGGUUAGAACAAAGCAAUCUAUGAACUACGUUGUUUCCGUUGGGAAAUCGUCAAAAUCGUCAUCUGGAAAAUCGAGUAGCUCCGGUGGAUCGUCUUCGUCGGCUUCACAUUCCUCAAGCAAUUCAUAUGAUCACUCAUCAACGCCCAGUAAAGGAAAAAAAUAUUCAGGAGGAAAUCCAGUGUGUCCUAGGGAAACGCCAGCUUGGCAAAAGGAGAUAACGUGUUUUUUUAUGUCUAACAAUCAAAAUUCGACCAAUGGUCUGUGUAAAGACGAAGAAAAAUCAGAACACAAUUCUUAUGAACUGUCAGCUGGUUCUUCAGGAUCAAGAGAGACAAUACAUUGACAGAUGGGUUUAUUAUUUCAGCAGUGUAAACCGAUAUAAUUAUUUUUAUAUUUAACAAAUAAUGUAUAUAUCGAAAUUUAUGUUUAAUUAUUUUCAUUAGAAUUAUAUAAUUGUUGACUAGGCGGUAAAAUUAUUUCUAUUCACAGUCUUGUGACAUUUAAGAUUUUAUAUUUAUAAGUUAUUAUUUUAAAUAAAAACUUUUUACGACUGAAA